AUGGAUAUUGAAGCGACUCUUCAAACCGAUUCACCUAGAAAAAGACAAUGUAAUAAUAUUGAAGUUCUUCAAAUUUCAAGUUCACAACCCACAUCAACACAAAUCAAAUUACAGAACGAGGGAAAAGACAGUGUGGCAUAUUCCUCUGAUACGAAAAAAGUUUAUAGACUCAUGCCUCACACUCGUAUUCGUACGAUAAGCACAAAGUAUCGUGUUAAUAACGUUAAGAUCGAACCUGAAGUAUUGGUGACCGUGAUUGCUGAAUUCUCCAAUUUUGCUUCGAACGCAUUUUUACUACCCUUGAUGAUGGAUUUCCCGACAAUGGAAGUGUUGUUACAAGGUAUCGCGGUGAACAUUCACAAUGUAUCAGACACCAUAUCCAAUAUACAAUGGGAGUUUGAGAAAUUUCUACAAAAGAUUGCUGAAUUCCGGCAAAAGAUUCGCAAGGAAUCCCCCGAGUCAUAUGUUAUGGAUAUACUGAAGAAUGAAGAUGAUCCCGAAUCCAAUCUAAAUUAUGAUAAAAAAAAUAAAAAUGAUAUCUGGAGACCCGGGUCAGGUGGAGCCAAUAUCUCCUUUAGUCUUAACGAAGUUCAUCAGUUUCGCGAAUGGAUUCAAGGAAAUGUUAACAUCUGCAAAAGACCUUUGACGAAAUUCGUUGUGCGGAACUAUAUUAAAACUGAAGAUGAACGUUUGGCGGAGGGUCGAGCUCGCAUCGUUAGAUCGUACUUGAGGCAUAAGGAAUGGUCGUGGUUAGACGAUUUUAAAAUGGAUUUCGUCACGAAUGAUGAAAACUAUCUGGAUAUACGGGACUUGGCUUUUCAAUAUCUUUGUAAAGCGCGUCUGGAUGAAGGUUGCUAUAUUUUGUAUGAAAAGAAAAACCGAGGAACGUUUUAUCAAGAAAUAGAUUUCACAGAUCAAUUUCAGAAAGAGGGGUCACUUCCGGUCCGUAAGGCCAUAUGCGGUGUUCAGCAUAUUUUGAAGCUUUCUUUUGAAGGAAUUAAGGUGGAACUAUGGAUGGAACCUCCGCAACAUUUACAUGUGCGUGAUGCAUAUGAUGCGUUUGUUAGUCGAAUCGAAGCCGCUGAUAGAUUGAAGUUAUCACAGCUAGUGACAUUCGAUCAAAUAAUCUUUAUCGCAGAAACUCGAGCAAAACAGCCGUCUCCAUCCGAGCCAUUGGUUAUUCCAAGCUUAUUCAAUCUUCCUGCAUUGCUUCGCUCUAGUGAAUUUAAAGUUGCAAAUUACCCGGUUCCUUCCUUCCUUCCGACCGAUUCGCCAUCAAAUACUUCUCUUCAUAGGAAAAUCCUUUCUGCAGAGUCACCUGCUCGUGGAUCAAAUGAUCGUUCACGUACGAGACGCGUUAGUGUGAACAAAAAAGAAUCUUCAGAGGCAAUGAUAACUCCAAAAAGACUUCCACUUUCAAUGUCAAAUUACAAGAACUAUUCCAUCGAUCCAGAUCAGAUAGCAGCUCUCAAGACUUUAGAUUGGGAUUUGGCCUUGUUGCACAUUUCAUUCGAAAAAACGCUAAGCAAGUAUUCUAAUUGGGAAAUUGAUACGACUGAUGAAAGUUGCAAGGGUUCAUUGAUAGAGGAUAUGGGAAAUGAGCUAUUGAAUGAUGAAACUUCUGCGACCACGAUUCGCACUAAUGAUCUUCGAGAAUCUCGGUGUUUUGUUAAAGUUAUAAACUCGAAUACCUUCCUUCUUAUUUUUGUACCCUCGUUCACGAUUUUGAUAAAUGAAAUGGUUCGAAAAAAUGGUGAAUACAUUGAAAACAAACCGUGUUAUUUAAGCUUGCCUAUAUUUUUGUGUGAGCGACAAAGGCCAAUUCAUGGUGAUUCUAAAGAGAGACUUAAUUCUUUUGGUCUUGGGUUUGCAUCCUCAAGUUCAUUAAAAAAGAGCUCGCUGGCCCCGAAAAUAAUUGAAUAUCCAACAAACAAGAAUCAAGGAGAUCAAGAGGUUGUGGCUGACCGAGUGGUCAAGGUUAACAAGGCUAUUGAAAUCGUAACGAGUUUGUUUUCUCGUGGAUUUGUGAAGUCAAUUUACGCGAGUAUUUUACAAAGACGAAGGGUGCAAACGGAGGAUUUCAGUAAAGCUGUUGAUGCUUGUGAAGAAAUCAAUAUCGAUAUCGAUAUCACCGGGUAUGUAAAUGUGCACGUGUUAGGCUCUCGUCUGGGCGCAGAAAAGGAAGACGAAAGUGAGGUUUACCAAAAGUUUGUUGCCGUUCUUGGUCACUAUUUUGAACCAGUCUGUUUGGUUGGGAAUGAACUACAAUAUACUUAUUAUUAUUAUCGCGUGAAGAAAUCGAGUAGUUUAAUCACAAAUGCUAUUGACAACGUCGAUAUCGCCGGAAACUUUUUGGACAUUUAUAAUUGCGCAGAAAAUCCCCUAUUCAUUCGGCUGGAAUGUAUUUUCAGAAAACCUCUGUCCGAACCUGUUGAAGAGAAAGAAUUUGAGACAGUCCAAUUUCCGGUGUCAAGUUUGCCCACCACAUAUAUUUACAAAGACUCGGUAGGCAAAUGCCAUGAUUUUUCGCCUGAAUCAAUUGGAACUGAAGCUUCCCCGGUUGAGUCUUCUGACGGAACAAAGGCUAUUUUACGCAUAAUUUGCCUAACAUUACCAUCGGUUGAGGAAAUUGGUAAAGAUGACCAUGGCAUUGGUGACAAGUCGGGGGCUGAUGAUGAUCCAUCGAAUACCGCAGGAUUGAGUUUAUUGACCGUGGAUAAACGGAAGAACAUAGACGAAACCAAAGACCGUAUCGAUUGGCUUUUAAAGGAAGAGAUUAUGCACGAACUUUUGAAAACUCGAAACGUAAACCAAUCGGUGCUUGCAUACGUUCAAAAGCAAUUGAGGAAAAAGAAGAAUCCAUACGUUGAUUUUCCGACAACAUUUACCGUACCAUUAUCUUUUGUUCGCAAAAGUAAAGGUCCGACUCGGUUUCUUCUAGAAUUUAGCAAGGCGGACAUGAAACCAUUUUCGUUAAAUCAGGUCGAAGAAUGUUUUUAUAUUAGCAUGGAUGGUGAGAUUCCGGAAUCUCUGGAGACAGCGACGCCCAAUUACGAUGAUGGUUCCGAGAACACAGAGACGCAUGCCCUCAUGUCAGAAGCUCGACGCGAGGGCAAGAAAGGCAUCGCUUCUGGUCUUGGUAUAAGCUUUAGCCAUCCAAGUGAUAGGGAAAAUAUUUCAGAUCCGGCUGACAAGUCCACCAAAAAAAAUGUUGCACAAAAGCAAUUGUUUUGGUUGUUGCUUAUCCCUCAAGGAAUGAGCAUUCAAGUGUACUUUUAUUCAAAGGCUUUAAAUUCCCUGAAACGGUCGUUAACCAUACAGCACAUAAGAAAAUGUAUUGUGGAUGUAUCGGAGAGAGUUAAUCAAUUGAUAUUGUUGGAAGACCUUCAUGAAAAACGUCAUUGCAGUAAGUAUUUGGUGCCACCAGAUGAUCCAUCCGGUUAUGAAUCUUUAUCGGAAGACGAGGAUCAACCUUCGGCUGAAUUGUCGUCGAAUGAAAGUCAAAUUACCGGAAAAUUUAAGAUCGUACCACCAAAUAAAGCAUUGAGUGGAAUUGGCCUUUCUCUCAACACGUUUUGUGUUUUAAAUCGUAAAGAUAUGUUCGUUUAUACUGGGAAGAAGAGUAUCGUGUAUUUUAAAAUAUACGAAGUAGAAUCCAAUGUGGGGGGUGAUGAUUUAUCGACUCUCAUGGAUAAUAAUGCUACGCAAGUGCCAUUGCAAACAACAAAUUCGGAGGCCGGGAAUAUUUCCUGUGCUUCACCUAACACUCGAAAGCCCGGAGAAAAACCAAAGACCACGGGGAGGGAUCUGGUAGUAAAGGUGUUUGGAUUGAAUAUAUCGGAUGAAGAGAGCAAGGAGAUCAUGGGGAGUCUGAUGAGCAUGUUGGAAACCAGUCAGACUGCCCUCCUUAAAAAAGAGGAUAUCGAGUUCAUAUUGCCAGUCCACAAAGACCCUAGGCGGCUUCGGUUGGCCAUUCCAACUUUUAUUAAAAAUCUUUAUGCUUUUUUGGUAUACUUCAACCAAAAUCUUUCUUUUUACCUAAGACCCUUGAGUGGCAAGGAUGUGGCCGCUGUUAUUAAACAUCACCAUAAUCGCUCUUAUGGUGGUAGCUAUAAUAGCGAUGGUCUGGAUAGUGAGAAAAAAGCACCAUAUGAUAUUCAACUUCACGAAUUUUCAUUCUGUUACAAUUUCAAUUACGAUACACGAUCUCAUGUUGAACUUUCUGUCGGACAAGGAAUUGCCGGAAUUUGUUUAACGUUACUCGAUCGCAAUGGAAGGCCAAUUUAUGAGCUUACAUCGGAUCAGGUCGAUACUAGUGAUACUGAGAUGUCCAAGAUAGUGGAAUACAUCUCGCAGGAGGAGAAUAUUUUUUGUGAUGAUAGCAUUAAAUACGAUUAUAGGUUGCUCGUCGAACUUUGGACUGAGAGCUCGAUUAAUUGGAUCAAAUUGUUCGAAUAUGUUCAGAAAAGUUUCAGGCAGUGCCUUUGUGAUUAUUUCUUAGAAAUCGCGAUAACUCAGGGUCUAGGGCGUGCACCAGAGACGGAAGCUGAUAGAGAACACCCUGAAGAUCAUAAGGAAGAGAUCCUCGCGAGUAAUCAUACGGAAAAGGCCUCUGCGGGCGACCAUAAGGAGGAACGUGUCAAGGAAGACCCGAAUAAAAAGGAGGCACCUGCGGAAGGCCAUAAAGAAGAGGUACCUGUGUGUGAACAUAAUGAAGGAAUUUCGGCUGACGCUUGCGAAGAAGUCACUUCGGCGGUAGAAUAUUUCGAUUUUCGCGCUCAACAGGAAUUCAUUAAACCAUCGUUAGAAUUAAUAAAAAAGGCAGCGAACUUGGAGAAUCCUGCAUUAAGUUCAAUGAAUGUAAAACUAGAUAUGCCAUCAUGGAUGAUGGAUGAUUUUUUAAGGGAAGUCCAAGAAGUGUUGUCCAGUGUUCAUGCUAUUUUCACGCCCAUCAUUCUCAGAACCAAACCUUUCAUUCCAUCGCUGUCAACGGUCGGCGAGAAGGAUAAGUAUGAAAUAUAUCGUCCAAGACCAUCGUCUAUGUCUACCAAAGACCGAACAAAGACCGUCCCCCGACAAUAUUUGAUAAUUGCUGGACUUAAUGAGUUGAACCAAAAGUACCAAAAACCCAAUGUGCAAUCACGUAGAGGUUCCUCCGAUGAAAGUCAUUCCAGAAAAUUAGCGCAACGUCGUCUCCUGGAAGACAUCAUGGAAUACACCAUAAAGCCAUUUCACAAAGACAACAUAAAAACUUCUAAGCUAUUUAGGUCUUGCUUCCUCUUCAUGACUAUCGACGGUUUCGAUCUAUCAAUCUACAUUUACAAUUGGAAAAAACAUCAGUCAGACAAUUUUUAUUCGGCUAUGAGGAGAAUUACUGAUUGGCACAACAAACGGGUUAAACUAUUGAACAACAUACUCCAUCAGAAAAUGGGUUUGUUCUAUCAUUCUAGUUGGAUAACUUUUAAACCCCAAUCGCCUCAUAAUACCCCCAAAUCCGCGACAAUGACAACAGAUUUGACGCUUGUGAACUCAUUCAUUAACGAACGAUUUCCCUCACAUCAAAAACUUGAUGCACGUGGUUAUGACUUCAAGAAAAGUUCGGUUUCGAGAAAUGUAGAAUUGGAAGUUAAUCGCGUGACACUUACAGCGUCGGACUUGAACGAGGUGUUGAAGGAUAGUUAUAUCGAACUACUCCCUGAAGAAGGACGGUCAUCGGAAGACCUUGAUGUUCUCAAGAGACAUGGCUUACUAUUUACGAAAGAGUGGUCCCGCCAGAAUGAGAUUUCUCAAGCCCACGACAACGCUCGGAAUGUGUAUGAUAAGUGGAAAAAGAGCUACGAGGAAAAUGUUGACAUGAAAGAAAGAACCAAACAAUCGGAUAUCGAUAUUAUUCUUCGUACAUCACGAGUUUUGCUUUGCGGCCGGGCGAAAUUUUUGUUAAAUGAUAAGUUGCCUCAUUUAUAUGACGACAUGGUUCAAAGAUUCUUUGAUGAUUAUCGGGCUUUCCUCGAAGGGAAGAUGGGUAUGCAGUUAUUGCCCAACGUUGGAGAUGAUGGAGAUCUUGAAUCCUUUACUUCCAAGUAUUCGGAGACGGAAAAGGCAUCAGAUGAACAUUCAUCUAUGUUUCUAUUAAAGGCACUGCAAGGUGGAACAAUUAUUUGCUAUGUUGAAAUUCAAGGGGACUUUGUGUCUGUUACUUUGUACGUGCUCAAUAGACGUUACGAUAGAAUCCGUGUGGAUGCCCCAUCAUUCGCCUCCAAUAUUAGUGCGAGGGAUAGUGUGAGAGUUUUCGCGGAAGAGUGUGGAAAGUUUAAGAAAAUGAUUCGCGUGAACACAUUUAUUUACGAUUUUCAUCUUCGCUACAUAAAAUAUCUGUUGAAAUCUCAAUCAGAAAAACCUCUUGCUUUCGAUAUAAUUGAAUUUAUCAGAAAUUUUUCUCUUAAUGCAAGUCGCACGCGUCAUCGAAUUUAUCGUCACAAUUUUAAAAGUGCGUCGGACUCAAUACCGGAAGAUUUAUUCGACUACAUUCUCGGCCAUCCUCAAUAUUUUGGAUUUCACUCGAUAUCCUACGAUGGCAGUCAAUCCACUUCACCAAAUGAACCAUGCAUUAUGAUACUUUCUUUGCCGCAGACCGAUGAACACGUGGCCGGAAGAGUGAGCCUGGAAUAUCAUGUGAUUGUAUUUUAUGACAACGAUGGAACUAGUCAGUCUGUGGAAGAAAGCCGAUACGAAAUGAAAAGCCGAUGUGACCAUAAACUUGAUUUGAUGACGCAACAGGCGACAACAUUCUAUCGACGGGAUCGACUGUGGGAUCAGCUUCGCGCAUUGGACAGGAGUAACAAUUCGUAUCCCAUGACCGACGAAGAUUUGAAGUUGUUAAUUGAACUUUGUCACAGUCACGAAAUUGAUGCAAUCAAUUCCGAUUUCAAAAAUAUUUUAACCAUUUCCCCGAGCUGGACAGAUGUUUUGGAUUUCCUUUCUUCAUAUUACGCACAGGACUCGAGGAAAUUAAGUGAUGGUCAUUUGGUGAUAUUCGACUCGAAUAAUCGUGACAUUUUUAUUCAUUUUCACGCAUCUCAACCACCCUCGAGCGUAACGGGCGUUAACAAUUUGAUGGUGAAUCUUGUUAGCAAAGAGAAUGAACAGGAUCAAGCAAAGGUUUUAAGCCAAUUCGUCUCUGAUAUUAUCGUGACCGUUAGUUACUGGUUGUGGAAAAAGUUGAUUUAA
Messenger RNA from Acaulospora colombiana, 7227 nucleotides. NCBI's taxonomy places the organism in Eukaryota, Fungi, Glomeromycota, Glomeromycetes, Diversisporales, Acaulosporaceae. The record is from the annotation of a GenBank genome assembly.